GAUCACUAGGAAGGCUCCUGCUUGUGCCACUGAUCCAUAACUGUGGAUGUGGAAAGGUGAUAGUGCUUGUGUGUGGUUGUCCUAUAGGAGAAGGCGGAAUGCAGAGUGCCAUUAAUAUCAGGAAUAAUAUACAACAAUUAUACAACGACAUUACAUGACACCACUUGCAAUUUAAACCACAGUUCAAAGGCAUCACUUUACUGCACAGUUUACUACAGAUACAGGCCCUAUUCUAAAGUACCAAUAGGUGGCAGUAGUAACACAUUAAUGACUAGGGCAUUACUACAUAACUGAACGGUGGAAUCGCAAACAUCGGAAAAGGGUUGGGCAUAAUACUGACUAACAUGCACUGGCACAAUUUUAGGUUUUACUAACUAAUAAUCACUAACUGUCAUAAAAGGCUUAUACACUAAAAGGCACACUUAAGUGCUAUAAUAACCUAAAUAGUAUACAUAGGCACGCACAAACAUAAUACACUGGGUAUAUAUUAUUAACUCCUUUACAUAACUAAAUGACUGCUGUGACCGCAACCUGUCGUCCACUACUAAAGGACUACAGCAGACGUGUCGCGGAUUUUGUUUUUCAAAAAUCACAAGAUAAAGACAGCAACUCUAAACCCGAGUUCUCGUGGAGUAAAGGUUUCACUCCUCUAAUCCUGGCUGCUGCAGAGGAUCAUGCUGAAGUGGAGAUCCUGCUGGAUAAAGGAGAGGGCAUCGAAGCCCAGUCUGAGAGAACCAAAUUCACAAUAUUGACAACCAGCCAUGGCUGUCCACCAGCAGCAGAUCACCACUGUAACAACCACCCAGAGGUCGGGGGAAUGGAGCACAGGACUGUGUGACUGCUGCUCUGACAUGGGCACCUGUUGUUGUGCCUUGUGGUGCUUCCCCUGUUUUCAGUGUCAGACCGCCUCCCACUUCGGCUGGUGUCUCUGCAUGCCCCUCCUGGACCCAUGUGCCUUUAUGGCUGUCUCCUGCUGCAUGCGCUCCUCCAUGAGAGAACGCUACGGCAUCCAGGGUUCGACGUGUGGAGACGUCGCAUUGGUGUGUUGCUGCUACGUCUGUACCUGGUGCCAGAUGGCCCGUGAGGUUAAGACGCAGACCACAUCAGGCCCCCAACAGGUUCACGUGGUCACCCAACAAGUUCGCAUGGCUUAGGACCCCAAAAUGAGGGUAGGGACUAGAUGGCCAGUCUAGAAGGGUCUUAACUGCUGAGCAAGAACUACUGAGCAAGUGCUUUACUAACUUUUUGUUCCUUAUAAUGUUUAAAGGUUAAGGAUAGGGCUUACAGUUUGUGUUUGUGGUUGAAAAAUUACACAAUUUCAUAAUUUGUAGCAUUGCCAAAUAGUGAUGGCCAAGAAAGAGGGCCAUAUCGGGAUAGAAUACCAUUCCAGUCUAUAGCAAACAUAUGUUGAAUGUACUGCAUACUUCAGAUGUGUCUGUAGGAGAGACAUUUUAUAUAAUUUACUCAUCUCAUAGUAACCAUUGAAUGUUAAUCUCAGGCUUUAAAGGUCCAGUGCAGUCAAAAACGGGAUUUGUCUGUGUUUUAUAUAUAUUUCCACACUAUGAGGUUGGAAUAAUACUGUGAAAUAGUGAAAAUUAUGAUAAUGCCCUUUUAGUGUAAGAGCUGUGUAAAAAGACUGCCUGAAAUGUGCCCCUGUUUUGGUAGGAGGGUUUUGGCCUUCCAUGGUGACAUCACCAGGCUGUAAAUGAGUUAAUAGACCAAUAAGAAAGAGAGUUCCAAACCUCUCUGCCAAGAACCGCAUAUUGUCAGUUUUCCCCUCCUCACUUAAACCACACCCAGACAGUCCUAACAAAAUCAUUGCCUGAGAAAUUGCUCUUUGCUAAGAAGAUAUUUUUGUAUAUUUUUACAAUUUUAAUUGAAAACAAUCACAGUAAGGUACUUAAUUGUUACCCAGAAAUUAUUUGAUGUUGAAAUAAAAAUGGCUGCAUUGGACCUUUUAAACAUUUCUUUUACAGUUUAACAUGUGGACUACUUGCCUUUCUUGCACACUUUCACUUGUCUUUUAUGACUAGCCCUGACUUUGCUGAUAGUUGCUCUACUGAGAAAAAGUUUGGUCUAUUAUGACUAUUUGGUUGUCUUACCUAGCUACCUAAAGAUGAGUACUCUAGAUAAGUGUUAAGUGACUAAAAUGUACUGGAAAUGUACAUUUUACUGGACUGGAAAUGCUUGAACCAUGAUUCAAAUGGCAACAACAUUUCAAAUUGAAUGUUAUAUAUAAAUGAUAAUAUAUGCCAUUUAGCAGACAUGCGUGCAUAAAUAUAACGUACCAGUGGUCCCGGGAAUCGAACCCAUUAUCCUCUUCCAAAUGAGCUCCAGUGGAACACUGUUUUCUCUGUUGCUUUGUCCUUGAUUUCACCUGCUUGUUCAAUAAGUGUUUUUAAAUAAAGCAUUUACACGUCUUACCUUUACAAA
This is a messenger RNA of Salvelinus fontinalis (brook trout), 2433 nucleotides long. RefSeq names its product placenta-specific gene 8 protein-like. The record is from RefSeq and is a predicted model, not a curated record. Lineage: Eukaryota; Metazoa; Chordata; Actinopteri; Salmoniformes; Salmonidae. The transcript is spliced from 5 exons. The coding region runs from base 762 to 1154 and encodes 130 amino acids.